Condylostylus longicornis is the source of this 683-nucleotide messenger RNA. RefSeq lists its product as uncharacterized. The record is from RefSeq and is a predicted model, not a curated record. The transcript has 5 exons. Bases 67 to 567 code for a protein of 166 amino acids. Lineage: Eukaryota; Metazoa; Arthropoda; Insecta; Diptera; Dolichopodidae.
UUUAAAUUUGAAACUCUUACAAAUCACGCAAAACUCGCGGAACUAGAAAAUUUUUAAAUUAUUAAAAUGAAAUCCACAAUAAUUUUUCUUCUUUCAGUUUUCGUUGAAAUUUCGUUCGCUUGUAACGGAUACAAAUUAAAAAUAAAUAAAAUUGAAAAUUGUGCUGGUGAUAAUCAGAUAGUAACAAUUGAUGAAGGAUUUUCUAUGAAAUUAAAUAAAAAGUGUGAACUUGUACCAUCCGGUUGUAUAACACAUAAGGCUUUUAAUACAGCAUUGGAAACCUUUAAAAUUACAAAAGAUGGCGUGGUUGUUAAGGAAGGUACUGUUGAUGUAUGUGAUGCUGCAACACACGCCCAAGGUGAACAUAAAAAUAUGAUGAAGAUGUUUUCAUUACCAGAAAAAUGUCCAGUUUCAGACGGUAAAGUAUGUUCAGAUGAUCGGAAAUUAGAUUUUUCCAAAUUUAAAAAUAUGCUAUCCUUGGCUCGUGGUCAAAUUGAUAUUGAAAGUAAUAUUGAUCAUGAUACUGGAAAAUCUUGUUUUAAAAUUGCAAUGGAAAUAACAAAAUAAUUUUUAUAUGUGGAUAAAAAUUGACUUUGUAGCGGUACUAAAAUUGAAUUGGACAUGAAAAACUUUUACAAUUAUGUACUAUUGUCCAAAAUUAAUUUACGUAUACGUGUAAUAAA